AAUAAAUCCAUUUCUCUGGGCCCGCUGGGUGCUCAGAAAGCCACACCACUGCGCGCGAGUGGACGCAGCAAUCGUAGGAUCACCCGUCGUGGUAUUUUCCAAGGGACUUGAAUCGACUGGUUUCUUAAGCAACUGCUGUUUUCACCGUUGUGGCUGUCCAAUAAAAUAUAUUUUGUGUAUUUUUAAUCAACAAAAUAUUGUGAGUACAGGUUUUUAUCUUAUUAUUCAUCAAUAGAUGUUGAUUAUUUUUCCUUCAUUUUUCACCAUGAUAAUUCAAACAACCCGGUCUCUGAAAGGCUUCACACUGUUGGCAGUGCUGCCGCUACUGCUGCUAUGCACAGUGGUGCGGCGGGGGCUGGCGGAGCCCGAUGCCAAGGUGGUGUCGGUGACAGUGACGGCUGGUGGGGAGGUGCCACUGCCAUGCGGAGGACUCGGCACCCUGUCUCCCGGGGCGCUCGUCACUUGGGAGUGGAGGCCGCGAGCCCCCUGGUGCGUGGGGACAGACGGAGGCCGCCUGCUGGAGAUAUCGAACAAGGAUGGGCGCAAGGUCGUCUCCGACCAGUUCCGGGGACGUGUGCUCGUGCACCCCCAGCUCAUCAAGCGGGGCGACUACACCGUGCGGCUGCGUGAGGUGCGCCCCGGCGACGCAGGGGACUACACCUGCCUGAACCAGGCCACCGGACUCCACCGCGCCAUCCGGCUCUUCGUCAAUGCAGGCUGCACCUCCAACCUGUUACUGGAGGCCAACCCGUGGGAGGGGGUGGCUGAAGGGGACCCAGUGACCCUCGCCUGCUCCUACUGCGGCUCCAAGCCCGUCGAGCCACGCGUGCGCUGGCUCGCCGGGGGUGUACCCGUUAAGAGCGGUUUGGACAUUCACAUCUCGGCGGACGGGAAGACACUGAACAUCCGCGCCGCCACACUCGCCCACCGCGCUCGCUGGGCCUGCGUCAUUGGCAAGAAGGAGAGCGCCGUCGCAGAGUUCUGCCUGGACGUGGUUGAAUACGGAACGACUCCCACUCACCGAGACUCCGAGGAGGGUGCUGAAGACGACGACGACGAUGAUGACGACGAUGAUGAUGAUGAUGAUGAGGAAGGAGAAGACGAUCCGGAUGAUCGCGAAGGGGACAAAGACAAGCGCGACAAUGAACAUCGUGUGGAGAGAGAGCCAACGCAGCGACUAGACAUUGCACCAAAUGCUGUGAGCGAGCACAAGGAGAGAUUUUCAACAGCAGCCUCUGUGACACAAGCCUUGGACAACGUGGGAAAUUCAGCAGCGGUCAGUUUGUCGAGCCACGACCCCAAAAGUCUCGUCACAAGCCAACCCGAGGUGUCACGUGGUGGCCACAAAGGCCCCUUGUCGACACCGCCACCGCCACAUGCACCCCAAAACGAACCGCCUCACCACCCUCUCACACGAACGGAACGACCACAACCGGAGGAGACGCAGGUGUCGAUUAACAGCCGGUUUUCGAACGCGGAGAGGAGCCCACAGAGCGCCGAGUCCUGGCAGGGCCCUGUCUUCUUUGCCUGCGUUGGUGCCGGAGCGGUGGCCAUUGUGGCGGCCAUCGUGGUGGUCACGGUGCUGCUGUGGCGAUGGGGGGCGUGUGGAGGAAAGAAAGAAAGCAGGCAAGUUGCCAAAAGUGGAGAGGAGAGAACAAACCAUGGUGCCGAUGGUGCGACAACGGAAAUCCCCAUUGAUGAGGCCGUCAAGGAGGGCCCCAGGGAGGAGACCGAGGCAGCUGUGGCUGUCUGUCCCGAAGGGCAGGAUGCUCCAGAAAUCCCGAGCCCCCCUGCACCCGAAACAAGCGCAGAGGCCUGAUUGGGGAGUGAUCAUCAAGCUGUCACACGAGGCGCGUAAAAACGAGCACCGCAUUUAAAGUGGGUGGGGAAUUGAAUUAAUCCAGGGGCCCAAAACUCCAGAGGGACCCACAAGAAAAAAACAUAAUUUAGUUUUUUAUGAAAAAAAGUUAGAACUGUUUAUUCAUAUCGUAAUUUUCAAAAAUAAACUUGCUGAAUGUUUCAAUUGCCAUGCAGAAAGAUCAAACCAGCGACUUCUGGAUUGCAAAUUCAGUCUGCUAUUACACGAUGGCAGCUUCUCAUUUUCAUUGGAAUAUUGACAAAACAACAAUAUUGCCUUUAUUAAUUGCUGGUUUAUUGCGUUUGUGCCUUUGUAUAUCUGAAACGGUCCUGGGAUUCUCCUCAGUCUACACAGCCUCAAAUGAGUACCUGGUGCAGUGUGAAAACAUCGGGCAGAUUGUGUUGGCUACGUGUGGUGCCGCCACCCAACGCCCACGGGCAUAUGAAGCACUUGUCCAAACAGUGUUCAGGCUAUACAGGGGAACUUUGUCUUUGUUUGUAAAAAGGUGGGGGGCUCUGUGGAAGGUGUGGCAUUCCUAUGCCUGUGAUCUGCCCUCUGCCUAUCUAGUGCCGGUAUAAAGUCAUACGAGCUUCUUUUUAACUUCGUGAACGAGUACAAUGCGUGCUAAUUGUAUGCUCUGCGGUCAAAAGAAUGUACUAAAUUGAUUAAAGACAUGCCCCAGUAUGA
Molecule: messenger RNA, 2545 nt
Organism: Petromyzon marinus (sea lamprey)
Lineage: Eukaryota; Metazoa; Chordata; Hyperoartia; Petromyzontiformes; Petromyzontidae
Biological process (GO): immune response; positive regulation of T cell proliferation; cellular response to lipopolysaccharide
Cellular component (GO): external side of plasma membrane
Source: RefSeq, a predicted model, not a curated record